This is a messenger RNA of Mollisia scopiformis, 723 nucleotides long. RefSeq lists its product as uncharacterized. The coding region runs from base 1 to 723 and encodes 240 amino acids. NCBI's taxonomy places the organism in Eukaryota, Fungi, Ascomycota, Leotiomycetes, Helotiales, Mollisiaceae. The transcript has 2 exons. The record is from RefSeq and is a predicted model, not a curated record.
AUGGCAUUCAACAGUGGACAGGGGCAAGCACCGAGCUUCCCACAGGACAUGCCACUCUAUUCUACGGAUGUGAGUGCAUAUAGGAAUCUACAAGAAGUCAUAACUCUAAGCGAAACCACCAAAAACGACCUCGAUACUAGUUUCCGAGUUCACACGCAAGAACAGAAGAAGGUUGCGGACUUUGUCGUAGACCAUAUCAAGGAGUUGAAUCAUGGGAUUCGACAAGCAGGGAACAACAUGAAGUCUGCAGAAGAUGCGUGCAACACAGAGAUGCUCAUUAGUGAAGAUUAUGACUAUGUUACAUUAAAACGCCAAUUGGGAUUGCUCCAAACGUUUUCGACUGGACUCCAAAGAAUGUUCGACAACACCGCAUCGGAGAUCAGAGUCGCUGACAACAAAGUGGGUGAGACCAUUAAGGUCAUGGUGCAAGAAAUAAAGCAAAGGGAUGCCGAGAUUGAACAGCUCAAAGCAACCAUAGCCCGACAAGCUGCCCUCCUGGAAUCCUCUCUUCAAUCGAUGCGGGCUCAGAUUCAAACAACACAAGCAUUGACGAAUCAGUCACGACAAAUCUAUUCCAAGGCUCCCAGGCCUGGACAUCUUGCUACGAAGAGGAGCCACUCACAGAUGUCGCUCGAUCUCAGAAAUUGUCAAACAGAUUUGAGCACGGGCUCUUCACAAGAGCCGGGUAUGGAGUUUUCAGGAAGUGGCCCGAGGCUCCGAUAG